Molecule: messenger RNA, 378 nt
Organism: Funneliformis caledonium
Lineage: Eukaryota; Fungi; Glomeromycota; Glomeromycetes; Glomerales; Glomeraceae
Source: the annotation of a GenBank genome assembly
AUGAACAAUUAUGCAUUUGUAGCCGCUUAUUUAUCUAACAUUAUGGAUAUACCAAUAAUUACUUAUGAUGAUUAUUUAUCACAAAAAAAUAGCAAUCCUAACCAAUUUUAUCAAUCCUUUGAUUACAAUUCACUUCAUGAAGCAUAUCUGGUCAAAGGUGUUGAAAUUUCUGAUGGUGAUGUGGAAUUAGUCUUUGGAAAUUCUGGGGAGAAUAUCAGAAAUAUUUUCAUCAAAAAGUUAUCUGGGGGGUCUUUAAUAAUUAAAAAUCUAAAUGAGAAUACUACCGUAAACCAAUUGAAAAAUAAAAUUUAUGAACUUGAAGGAAUUCCACCGAAUGAGCAAUGUUUAAUUUAUAACCUUAAGGACAUCGAACGUUGA